GAUGCGAUGCUUCUUGGCCUUUCGCUAAGCUAAAAUAGGACUACGAGCGGUGUUGGAAAUGUCUUUGGAGCUGGUCUCUGCGUUCUCGGACUGCCUUGCGGUAUUUGAAUUCAACUCGAGGGAAUCAAAAAUAUUCUGUACGGGUAGAGAUCUAUUGGGGCUGUCGUUAUAGUUGAAAUACCUCAAGUAUUCAUGAAGAAGCCGUAUCAAUCGGGCCGUGCUCUGCUACGCCCAGGUUCCAGUUAGGUAAUUAUCUGCAACAGACCUUCUCACCGGGUCUCAGUCAGUUGGACGUAAUUACGCGUUAUAGGAGAGAGCGCUUCCUCUCCUGGUUUAAGACCCCGUUUUCGGCUGGAAAGCUGCGAUUCUCCAAGGUUAAGUACUCCAAGAUUCUUACCUCCCGGGUCUAUCCGAACAAGUUGAUCUCCAAUCGCAUCACACUCCCACACAUUGCGACAUGGACGACAGCCAAUCUCGACGAUACAGUCUUCAACCUCUACGCUCUGACUUCAUUCCUAAGAUAUCACCACCCAGGGAGCAAAUCCUGUGGGUCGGAUGCUCAGACAGUAGUUGUGAAGAGCUUGCGCUGCUGGAUGUGUCGCCGGAUGAUAUAUUCCAACAUAGGAACCUAGGAAAUAUAUUGAUUGAUGAUCUGUCUUGCACUACGGCUGUUCGAUAUGCAGUCAGUGCUCUCAAUAUCGAUCAUAUCGUCAUCUGCGGACAUUACGGAUGCGGCAUUGUGAAGACGGCGCAGAAUCCCGGUCUAAAAGACCCCUGGACAAGCAUAAUUGACGGCCUGCGAACAGCCCACAGCACGAGCCUUCAGGGCUUGACAGAGGAGGAGCAGGAUCGCCGGCUGGUCGAGUGGAACGUAGUUGAGCAGAUUCGCUCCGUGGGCCAGAUCCCGGAAGUUGUGGACGCCAUCGAUCGACGCGGUUUGAAGGUUCAUGGUGUUUUCUAUGACAGUGCCUCCCGGAGAGGGUAUCGCGUCACCAACGUGGGUAUUCAUGGUAGGGUGUUAGUGUGAUCUGGGUAUGGAUUUUUCGACGAUUUCAUUCUUUUGUUUCCUAGCUGCUGUGUUGUCACUGUAUCU
Aspergillus candidus is the source of this 1093-nucleotide messenger RNA. RefSeq names its product putative carbonate dehydratase. The transcript has 3 exons. Gene Ontology annotation, cellular component: cytoplasm. The coding region runs from base 458 to 1027 and encodes 189 amino acids. Lineage: Eukaryota; Fungi; Ascomycota; Eurotiomycetes; Eurotiales; Aspergillaceae. Gene Ontology annotation, molecular function: zinc ion binding; carbonate dehydratase activity. The record is from RefSeq and is a predicted model, not a curated record. Gene Ontology annotation, biological process: cellular response to carbon dioxide; cellular response to oxidative stress.